Scatophagus argus is the source of this 6024-nucleotide messenger RNA. RefSeq names its product Rap guanine nucleotide exchange factor (GEF) 5a (gene rapgef5a). Gene Ontology annotation, molecular function: guanyl-nucleotide exchange factor activity. Gene Ontology annotation, biological process: Ras protein signal transduction; positive regulation of GTPase activity. Lineage: Eukaryota; Metazoa; Chordata; Actinopteri; Scatophagidae. The record is from RefSeq and is a predicted model, not a curated record. Gene Ontology annotation, cellular component: plasma membrane. The transcript is spliced from 26 exons. Bases 270 to 2960 code for a protein of 896 amino acids.
CCCCCACACACACACACACACACACUUCAACGUGGUAGUACUGAGGAGUAGGACGCUGGGUGGAGCAGCGUCGCGUGCUGCGGAAUACAUUCGGUAGGUCGACUGCGCGCGGUCUGGUUGCAGAUGCAGGUCGCUGAGUGUGAGCGCGAGGCGGGGGGAAAUGGCGAACGGGCGCGGGCGGCGGCGGUACGCCUCGUGAGGAUACAGUAGACAGCCGGAGCGGAGGCAGGCGGCACUUCGAGGACAGACGGGAGAAGGGAAAGGGAACCAUGGAGGAAUCCGAGCCCACAGAGGACGGCUUGCUCGCGGGCUUGCGAUGGAACCGGAGCGCACGGGACCAGGCACAGCUCAAACACAAAAUCCGGGAUCUGCCAGGGCUACUGAAGCACGGGCUGCACCUGCGGAAGAAGAGCCAAUCACCUGACACUAUCCCGGGACCGAGCACUGGAACUACAGUACACAAGUCCUGCUCCCAGAGUUUUCCGUGUGCUGGUCGGACCGUGAGGAAUGCCUUCCUCUCUCAUGGACCAUACCCAGCUAAAGACAAGAUACACCUGGCCAGAAUCAUACGGCGUAGCUACGUGGGCGUAGAACUGGUGCAGUGGCUGUGUGAGCAGUGCGUGUAUGUGCGCUGUCGGACUACUGCCGUGCGUGUCUGGCAGGUGCUGCUGGAGCUGGGAAUCCUGCUGUCCGUGGAUCAGCGGGUGGUGUUUUCUGAUUCCAACUCUUACUACCAGUUCAGCUUUGAAGAGUGUGACUCCGCCUCUUGCGAGUUUCGUUCCAGUGAGGGGGAUUGGCCAGAAGCUGUUAGGCUCCUCCUACAACUCGCCCCAUAUGUCCAGUUUCGCUCUGGAGGCGGGGCCAACAGCCCGUCAGAGGAGGACUCUGAGGGCAACAGGGACAUCUGCAGUGAGAUUCUCCAGAUGAAAGCUCUUGAGAGGCUCACUUCUACGGUGCAAAGUGAGUUGGCGGCUGCUCUUGCCCGAAAGACUCGCAAAGCUUUAUCAGAGCAGGACUCUGAGACGACAGAGACGAGCCAACAGGAAGCUCGCACACCCAGCGAGGAGAGCAGCCCGCUGGGCGGGGUGUGUGCACUGCGGGGCAGCAGUGGUGGCAGCGGCGGCGGUGGCGGCAGUGGGGGAAUGGGAACGUGUGGCCGUGAGGAGCUGACCAGUCGGCUGGGGCUGGAGGCCGUUCAACGGCUGGCCAAGGAUGGUUGCCGGCUGCUGCAGAACCACAACUACAGGCUACCCGACAGGAACCAGGCGGAGGCCGUGGGGAGGGUUUGUCUGAAGGAGAGAGGAAGGGAUGUAUUGGUGCUGCAGAGAGUGACAUCGUCAGUGACGUCGCCAUCGGACCGGCCCUCACCCACAUCGUCAGGGGGCGGGUCCAGAGAAGAGGAUUGCGACAAGAGGUACGUCGUGGUGUCGGGGACACCGCUCAAGAUCUUGGAGCACCUGCUGAGUGACCUGCGGUUGGAUGACCAAAGAGGGGCGCCAGAGAGCAGAGAGAGUGAAAUGCUGCUGGAUGACUUCCUGUUGACCUACCUGGUGUUCAUGUCCACCCCUGACCUCUGUCAGGCUCUGCUGGGACACUAUAGCAGCGCCCGCUGCAGGGGCCAGGAGGAGGGCAAAGAUGCCCUCUUCAGGAAACGUAAGGUACUGCAGCUGGUCUCCCACUGGAGCAGGCUUUACAAGGACUUCCUCAAGGAAGAGGAACACGUCAGGAGCUUCAUGAAGACCCUGUACAGGUAUGUUUUGGAAGAUCUGUAUGAGUUCCCCACCCUGGAGAAAGACCUGAAGGAGUUCCAGAAACUUCUGCGUCGCAGACACACUGUGGAUGACUGCCCUCCAAACCAAAAGAGUAAACAAAUGUAUCAGCAGUUGAGUUUAAAGGAAAACUGCUUGCAACUUCGAAGUCCCCCGACUGAGACUAGAGAGGUCAUUUGUUGCGUGUAUGUGAGUGCUGACUCCUACCUGAGUGUCCACAUACACCCCUCAAUGGAGGCCCACGAGCUGCUGAGGAUUGUGGGUCUGAAAAUGGACAGAGCAGAAGAAGACAUGUUGCUCGCUGUGGUGUCGCACACUGGAGAGCGUCGGGUCUUACAGUCCAGCGACUGUGUGUAUUCAGAGUCUUUGACCCCACAGGGGAAGCUCAUGGCCUGUCGCAGGGAUCUCACUGAUAUCUUGCCUCCUUUAACGGACAGUGCUGAGCUAAGCAGGAGGCCUGUGCGACUCUUAGGUAUUAACACCUGGGAUGUGGCAGCUGCUCUCACACACCUGGACUGGACCCUUUUCAAAUCCAUCCAUGAGCAGGAGCUGGUGUACUACACCCUCAGCCGUGCUCCUGGUGCGGGCCACACGGCGGCGCUCUCAGUCCUGCUCCAGCGCUGUAACGAGGUGCAGCAGUGGGUCAUGUCCGAGGUGCUCAUGUGUGUAUCUCUCAACAAGAGAGUACAACUGCUCAAGAAGUUCAUCAAGAUCGCAGCUCACUGUAAAGCCCAAAGAAAUUUGAACUCUGCAUUUGCCAUCAUCAUGGGUCUGAACACAGCAGCUGUAAGCCGACUCAACCAAACAUGGGAGAAAUGUCCGGGGAAGUUCAAGAAGCUUUUCUCUGAGUUGGAGCUCAUCACGGAUCCAUCUCUGAACCACAAAGCCUAUAGGGAAGCCUUCAAGAGGAUGAAACCUCCUAAGAUCCCUUUUAUGCCUCUUCUCCUGAAAGAUAUCACCUUCAUCCAUGAGGGAAAUAAGACCUUCCAUGACAACCUGGUCAACUUUGAGAAGCUGCAUAUGAUCGCAGACACGGUGAGAAUGAUUCGCCACUGCCAAAGUGACCAACCAGGCAACGAGGUAAUCGGGGUCGACAGUGCAGAGGUGAGGGCGAGCGUUCAGUACCUGCACAUUAUCGACAAUCAGCAGACGCUUUUCGAACUGUCACACAAACUGGAGCCACGUGCUUAAACAUGCACACACACACACACACACAAACACACUGGAGCAUGUGUUCGUGUGACACAGAGGACGCUUUGUAUAGCAAAAUGUCACACACUCACACAUUCACCGCAACAAAAUCGCAGUACCAGCAGAGGUGCCAAGUGGACUUUAAAGCGCCAUAUGUUCUGACACAAAGACACAGAGCUGCCUGUCGUCUAAAGGCUUUGACACCAGACGUGUUUCUAAAUCCACGCACGCUCUGUGAACUGUCCACAGGAGGAGAUCCUGCACAGCAAGGCGGAGAUUUGCCAAACUGAGACAGUGCGUAGAGGAGGCUGUAAUUAGUUUGUACAGUGUCUGUUGGACUGAAUAUGCCCUUGUUUUUGUUCUUGUGAUGAGCUUUUUGGUUAUUUAUCAGCCUGUUUCCUUUUAUUUUUGUUUAGUAGGACUCCCCGAGGUCAACAAGGACUUGAGAGCCUCUUCAUCCUUUAAGUUCCAAACACCAAACAGUGUGUAGAGAAGUCAGGUUUGUUUAUAACCUGACAACCACAACCAUUACCCUCAAUGAUGGUCUCAUGUGAUUUUAUCUGCAUAUCACAUAUCCACCUUGUGAUGCAUGUAUAUCCAGGAUACAUGUGAUAGUUAUUUAGGUAUGUGACACAAGCAGCAGCAGCCAGUGCUGAGGCAGUGCAACACUUUAUUUCCACUUUUAUUUACAAUCGUUUUACCUUUUCUCACUGUAUAGUCUCAGUGAGUGACAAAAGGUAUAACCUUAACAGUGUAUUGUAUCUGUGUAAGGUUUAUUGACUGACUGUGUUGUGUUUAAAACACUAAAGCUUUCCUGAAUUUGCCAGAGUUUGAAUCACCAUUAAUGAACAGUGAACAGUUAUUGCUUCUCCUUUCUGUUUUAGAGUCCCGGUUGACUUUUGGUCAAACAGUCCUCAUGCCCUCUUCUCUAUGAUGUUAUUGUGUGAAUAGAUAUAGUUAAUUUUACGUUGUAUAUAAAAUGGACCUAUACAUUUUUCAGUGCCAAAUGUCACAUUGAGUCCUGCAGCAUAGAUGUAUUGUCGAGCUCUUGAUUUGCUGAGGCACCAGUGUCUUUUUAUCACAGUUUGAUUUCCUUGAAUGAGCACUGGAAUGACGUCUGGUCCUUGAUCAUGUAAAGCAGAUCUGACUCCUAACAGAGAUCCUUUCUGACAGUACGAUGAGUGAUUUCAGGAUGGUAUCCCAUUCACCCUGGGUUGCUAUGGAAACACAGCCCCAUAAUAGAGCUAUUUUUCUUUCUUUUUCAAUCCUUUGGUUGUAUUAUGUUAUCAGAUAGUUAAAAACACUGCACCAUAGACCUUUAUGAAGAAAUAGCUUUAUUCAACAAAAUUAUGUUCAUGGGGAAAUUUUGAAAUUGAUGAUUCAUUCUUACUGACUGAAAAGAUCACUUCCUCCAGAAGCGGUCUUGUAUAACUUGUGUGGAAACCAGCACAGGGUGUGGCCAUAAUGACAGAAGCACAAACAACACUGGCAACGCUGUCUGGUUUUGACAGCUUACAUUCUCCCCUCCAUUAAACCCUAAAUCCCCUCCAUUAAGUCUUCAUAGUACAAUUACCAGGAAAUAAAAUGCAGCAUAUGAUGAGGGGAUUUAUUCAGAAAUUGUACAUGAAAAAUAAUGAUACAUACAAAUUAAGAAAAGAAACACGCCCUUUACAGCUACGAGCAGUUUUUAUCUGACUAACCUUAUAAGUGUUUCUGUUAUAUUUCCUUGUUCUUUAUCUGUUUGUGUGUAGUCAGGCACUUUAGUGGUACAUUUCUGCUGAGUAGGAGGAGGAGGAUUCCUAAAUGCAUGUCUUUGUUUGGAUGCUUGUCAAAGAAGGGGGGGGGGGGGCGUGCAGGUCAACACUUCUCAACACGAAGCCUUUCAGAUCACAGAGCUGCUCCUCUAAAACAUCUUCAGUUGCUUACAAGAAAAAGAUGGAGGUGAAGACUCCCUUUGAAACAUUUUUCUUGAGUUAUGAGCUGCUCAGUCUUCGUCCUUUUAUCAAAACAAACACUAACCUGUUGCUGUCAUCAACUCCUGCUGUGGAUGUUCUGUCAGUGAAUGUGGAGCCAGUUUCAUGGACAUUCUUACAGUCACCCAAAACUAACAACCCCAAACAAACUCCAGAGUGUGUUGGAUUCAGCAACAGUGUGUUUCUGUGCUUUUGACUUCAGCUUUUUAAUUGUAAGAGAAAAACUGUUAUUCCUUCCCUUCAAAGUUGCACAGUCUUACUUUCUCAUUUUAACGCUUUUUUGUGAAACCAAUUCAGCAAUUCUUUGACCAGCUGGAAUUGACAAAUCAGCUCCAUGGUCUGUUCAUAUUCAGUGUCAUAGAAAGGUUCUUGGUAGUCAUUUUGACUAUGAACCUGUACAUGAUGCACACAUGCACAAACACACAUCUGCUCAGUGUGUUCAAAGACCUAAAUAAUUGUGCUAUACUAGUUAUUUAUUGUAAUAUAUUGUUUAUUUAUGUAUUUUUGAGGUGACAAAAGUUGAUGUGCCAUGUUCAGAGGUUCAAAAAUGUAAAUGUAAAGUUCAUUCUUGGGAAGAUGUUUGUGGUUUGAGGCUGCAGAUCCGGUAUGUAAAAGUACCUGUUGUUAUGUUUUGUGGCCACUAGAGGGCAGCAGAGGAGAAAAAUGAUGCUCAUCUCUUUGCACUGGUGUCAAAUGUCGUAAGGGACAGGAAACCAACAGAAAGGUGUAUCUAGAGUUUUAUCAGUGGUCGUCAUGACUGUGUAAUGUUCAGAUUUUUUUUAAAGCAAUGUUGUUCAAAACCUGUUUGCAUGUUAAAAGAAAAAAAGGUUCACAAUGCAAAAGAGGACUCUGAACUUUGUACUAUUGUAAUAUUGUUGAUGUGUAAAUAUAUGCCCAUGUUUGCUAUGUUAUUAUUAUUACUAUUAUUAUUAUUUAUAAGUUGUAAAUGAAAGAAUCAUCAACUAUAAAGCAAUACGUCUCCCCUCAUGUCCUCUCAACCAUCUGACAGCUGAAGCCACACGUCUUUUCUAAAGCUAUGUUUUACUAUGUCGAAAUAUGACUGAAAUGAAUAAAUUACAGGUUUUAUGUGA